GAAGCUAAAAAAUAUUAGAUGUCCGCCAGGUAUUAUGUUGUUUCUACUAAAGUGGCUUGUACCGCGCGAAACAGAGUUUGUUGUGAGUAGCCAAAAAUACGUUAAGAAAUAUGUCGGCAGAAGACUUCCACAGGGAGCCGUUCUUAGUCCUGUCUUAUAUGCACUAUAUACCAACGAAAUCACAAAGGGUGUAACGAAUGAUAUUAAUGUGUUACAGUUUGCGGAUGACAUCGCGAUAUAUAUUAGUAGUAAUUCAAGAAUAAAUAAUAGAAUUUUAUUAGAAGUUGCGAUUGACAAAGUUAGGAAAAACCUUGAAAUGUUAGGCUUAUCACUAGAACCAAAAAAAACUAAUUUAGUAGAGUUUUCGAAGACUGGAUUUGAUAGAAAUCAAUACAUUAAGAUUAAGGGUACUAAGAUUAUGAAUCAACGUUCGGCAAAGUUUUUAGGUGUGUGGUUUGAUAACCAUCUCUCCUUCAGUAAACAUAUAACAGAAAUUAGAGGUAAGGUAAAUAAAGCUAAUUCUUUAUUGCGAUAUCUUGGCGGUGUAUCGAGAGGUAUAGAAGUCAAUACGUCACUUAUGUUAUAUAAAAGCUUAGUAAGAUCUAUUAUGGAUUAUGGCUCUUUUGUUUAUGCCCCUAAUAAUUAUAAUUUACAACUAAAAUUAGAAAGAGGACAAUUCCUUGGAAUCAGAACAGCAUUAGGAUAUCGCAAUAGUACUCCAAAAAAUGUUAUUAUGGCAGAGUCAAAAAUUAUGUAUAUUAGAGACAGAGCACUUAUGCUAGCAAAAAAUUUAUGUAUUAAAAUCUUUAAAUAUGGAGAAAACACGAUCAGGAAUAGUUUGUGUUUACUGAGGGAGAGAGAGCUAUAUGCAAAUUAUAGAAACCCGGCCACUUGUAGAAGUGUAAUUGGAAAGGCAUGGGAUCAUAUUAUGGUAAAUAGAAAGAAAGUAGGUUCACCACUAGAUACGUUUGAACUGUGGAAUAUGUCAUAUAAACAAAUAACUGAUAGAAUAGAUUAUGAUGAGGAGAUCGGUGAAACAAUUAAAAUAUUAAAACCUAAUAAGAUUCCAUGUAACAGUAACGAUAUUAAGAGCUACAAUUAUCAAGAUAUUAAUUUAAUUAGAGAGGUUCAACAUAAAUAUGAACUAUCGGAAAACUCAUUAAUUAUAUAUACGGAUGGAUCGAGUGGUGAACAAUGCACUUCUGUGGGUGCCGGUUUGGUUUUUGAAGAACAUGAAAUAGGCUAUUAUAUAAGUUUGCCGAAACAAUGCUCUAUAUUCUCUGCGGAAGCGUUUGCUAUUAAGACUGCCAUGGAAUUAGCUAUGAAUAAAAGUAUAGAUAGAGAUAAUGUAAUAAUUUUUUCGGAUUGUAAAUCGGUCUUACAAGCUCUUAAAAACAAUAGAUUAGAUGUAUAUCAGAAUAAGUAUAUAUUAGAAAUUAAAAGACUGCACUCUAGAUUCAAAAAAUCGACUAACAAUAAAAAAAAGAUGAUAUUCGUUUGGAUCCCAUCGCAUCGAGGUCUGACUGGUAAUGAACUCGCGGAUAUGUUGGCGAAACAAGGUGCGGAAGAGCCAGCCUCAUCUGAAAUAGAGAUACCGAUAAGUGAUCUACGAAGAUUUUAUAAAGAGGAAUCAUGGUCCCUUACUCAGGAAAAAAUCAAGAACGAAUUUAGAUAUAAAGGAAUGUUUUACUAUAAUAAUUACUAUAACAAAAAUAGUAAAAAGCCAUGGUUUAGUUCGAUGAACACUGAAAGAUAUUUUGUUACAUUAAUUAAUAGAUUAAGAGCUAAUCAUUACAAUUUAAAUGCCUCACUAGCAAGAAAAAAUUAUAUACCGGAUUCAAGAUGUGAAUGUGGAGCUGAGUCAGAAGAUUUCGAUCACCUGGUAUGGCAGUGCCACAGGUAUAACGCGGAUAGAAUUGAUAUGGGCAUCCAGUUGUAUCGUCGUAACAUAGAUGGUGUGGAGAGCAUUACAGAGCUUAUUAGAAAAGAGAAUUGGAAGAAAUUGUACGUGAUAUACAAGUUUGUCAAGAAAACAGGAAGAGUAAUUUAAAACUGAGUCUCGAGAGCGAGCAAUAUUAUUAUAACACCUUACGACGUCAUAUGACCACAUAUCCCCGUGGGAGGUCGAGCACGUCUGGUUUUCGUCUUAGGACGUAAA
This is a messenger RNA of Monomorium pharaonis (pharaoh ant), 2158 nucleotides long. RefSeq lists its product as uncharacterized. The transcript has a single exon. Lineage: Eukaryota; Metazoa; Arthropoda; Insecta; Hymenoptera; Formicidae. Bases 35 to 2050 code for a protein of 671 amino acids. The record is from RefSeq and is a predicted model, not a curated record. Gene Ontology annotation, molecular function: nucleic acid binding; RNA-DNA hybrid ribonuclease activity.